Messenger RNA from Harmonia axyridis, 879 nucleotides. RefSeq lists its product as uncharacterized. NCBI's taxonomy places the organism in Eukaryota, Metazoa, Arthropoda, Insecta, Coleoptera, Coccinellidae. The transcript is spliced from 5 exons. The record is from RefSeq and is a predicted model, not a curated record. Gene Ontology annotation, molecular function: odorant binding; olfactory receptor activity. Gene Ontology annotation, biological process: detection of chemical stimulus involved in sensory perception of smell; sensory perception of smell. Gene Ontology annotation, cellular component: plasma membrane. The coding region runs from base 91 to 789 and encodes 232 amino acids.
UAUACUUUCUGUGUUGGUUCGUCAUAUGUUGUAUUAUUUCUAUUAAGGGAUUUAAACUGCGAAUCAAAGAACACGGAUGGAGGUGAAGUGAUGUUUGAGAAUAUGUGUGGGGUUGCCAUUCCCUUUUGGUUACCCAUAGAUUUCAAUAUUUCCAUGUGGAAAUAUUUCUUAAUUUUCUGCAAUGCAUACAAUCUAGGGUACAUAUUACCAAAAGGAGCAAGUGUGACAAUUCUUUAUUAUGGAUUUCUUGUUUUUGCUGUGGAUAGGAUUGACUUCCUUAUAUCGAUCUUCGAAGAACUGAAUCCACGAAUGGAAGAGAAAAAAGCAAGGGAGAAGUUCAAAUUUUGUGUUGAGUACUAUACAGAAAUAGCGAGGUUGGUUGACGAUAUCAACGAUACUGUCGGAGUUAUUUUUGCUCCAAUGCAAAACGGUUUGGUUUCCAUUAUCAUUGCUGUUUUGGAAUAUCAAGCAUUGAUGGGGAAGGGUGCUAUUGCCUUUUUUCCAUUGAGUUUAUGGCUUAUACUUCAGGCAGUAGCUUGCAGAUGUGGACAAACAUUGGAGGACGCAAGUACACGUUUGAGGAGCAAAGUGUAUGGGAUGCCUUGGUACCAAAUGAAGAUUUCUUUCCAGAAAGAUUUCCGAAUAUUUCAUGCACAAGUCCAGAAAGGUUUUCAUUUGAAAAUGAAACCGUCAAUUUUCAUGAACAUGGAAUACUACUAUCAGUUCAUGAAUGGAUCGUAUUCAAUCCUGAUGUUUCUAGUGAAUAUGGAAAGAAAAAAUAUGAAAUAAAAUUACCUAAUCUUAUGACUUAUAUAAUAAUAUAAAACUGGAAGGAGGAAUUUUUCAAACGCAUAUACACCUACUUAGCUAGUUGACGUU